Molecule: messenger RNA, 3579 nt
Organism: Carassius auratus (goldfish)
Lineage: Eukaryota; Metazoa; Chordata; Actinopteri; Cypriniformes; Cyprinidae
Product: macoilin-1
Exons: 11
Coding region: 130-2130 (666 amino acids)
Biological process (GO): neuronal signal transduction
Cellular component (GO): rough endoplasmic reticulum membrane
Source: RefSeq, a predicted model, not a curated record
UUUCUUUGUGUCUAGUGGAAAGAAAACACUUGACAGUCCCGCAUUCGCGUAGCGAUGCUCAUCUAUAUUAAGACGGUCACGUAGUUUCCCCUCGAGUGUUCAAAGUGACGGGAAUCUAAAGGGUGGAGGAUGAAGAGGCGCAAUGCGGACUGCAGCAAACUCCGUCGCCCGUUGAAACGGAACCGAAUCACCGAGGGUAUUCACAGCAGUACCUUCCUGUACCUGAAGUUCCUGGUCGUUUGGGCGCUGGUUCUGCUGGCUGAUUUUGUGCUGGACUUCAGGUUCGAGUACCUGUGGCCUUUCUGGCUGUUCAUCAGGAGCGUUUAUGAUUCCUUUAGAUAUCAGGGACUGGCGUUCUCUGUGUUCUUUGUGUGUGUCGCAUUCACAUCAGACAUCAUCUGCCUCCUGUUCAUCCCCAAGCAAUGGCUGUUCUUCGCCGCCAGCACGUAUGUCUGGGUGCAGUACGUGUGGCAUACAGAGCGAGGUGUGUGUCUGCCGACUGUCUCUCUCUGGAUUCUCUUCGUCUACAUCGAAGCAGCCAUCCGAUUCAAGGAUUUGAAACAUUUUCACGUAGACCUCUGCCGUCCAUUCGCAGCUCACUGCAUUGGCUAUCCCGUGGUGACGCUGGGCUUCGGAUUCAAGAGUUAUGUGAGCUAUAAGAUGCGUCUUCGCAAACAAAAGGAGGUGCAGAAGGAAAAUGAGUUCUACAUGCAGCUCCUACUGCAGGCCCUGCCUCCAGAACAACAGAUGCUUCAGAGACAGGAGCGAGAGACCGAGGAGGCCAUCUCAAAAGGCAUGUCUGAAGCAGACUCGGUCCUAGUGGCUCAGAACGGCUCUGCUAUUUCCAAGAAGCUGCCCAUCUCUCUGCCUGAACUAGAGUACAAGGAGAAGGGCAAAGACGGGGGGAAAGACAAAAAACAGCAUCAGCAGCACAGCAUAGGAAUAAACAACAACAUCCUACAGACUGUGGAUGCUAAACUACAGGAUAUUGAGUAUAUGGAGAACCACCUAAACACUAAGAGACUCAACAACGAGCUCCGUGGCAGUGCCGAGAACCUGUUCCUGAAAGAGGAGGGGGGCGGCGGAGGAGGAAGCUCUGCCACCUCCAAACAUUACAAAAACUCCUCCCCCCACAGCCACAACUCCACCAAUGGCAGCGUACCAUCCUCUUCAUCCAGUAGGAGUGAAAAGAAGCAGAAGUGUGCAGGGAAGAACCUUGCACCUCACAGAGAUCUGAUGGAGAACUGUAUACCUAACAACCAGCUCAGUAAACCAGAAGCAUUAGUGCGGCUUGAGCAGGACAUAAAGAAGCUGAAGGCUGACCUGCAGGCGAGCAGACAGGUGGAGCAAGACCUGCGCAGUCAGAUCAGCUCUCUGAGCAGCGCUGAGAGGAGCAUGCGCUCGGAGCUCGGUCAGCUCCGCCAGGAGAACGAGUUACUGCAGAACAAGCUUCAUAAUGCUGUGCAGGCCAAGCAGAAGGACAAGCAAACGAUUGUGCAACUGGAGAAGCGGCUUAAGGCAGAACAGGAAGCACGAGCCGCGGUGGAAAAGCAGCUUGCAGAAGAGAAGAAAAGAAAGAAGAUGGAAGAGGCCACAGCCGCACGUGCUGUCGCUCUGGCAGCUGCCUCCAGAGGAGAGUGCACUGAUUCACUGAGGAGUCGCAUACGUGAGCUGGAGUCGGAGUGCAAGAAGGUCACACAUGACAUGAAGCUGAAGGAGGAACAAAUCCGAGAGCUCGAGCUCAAAGCACAAGAAUUGCGCAAAUAUAAGGAGAACGAAAAGGACACCGAGGUUCUGAUGUCAGCGCUGUCGGCCAUGCAGGACAAGACCCAGCACCUAGAGAACAGUCUGAGUGCAGAGACCAGGAUCAAACUGGAUCUCUUUUCAGCGCUCGGAGACGCCAAGAGACAGCUAGAGAUCGCUCAAGGUCAGAUUUUGCAGAAGGAGCAGGAGAUAAAAGAGUUGAAGCAGAAAAUCGCAGAGGUCUUGGCGGUCAUGCCCAGCAUCACCUACUCGGCAGAGACCAACAGCAUGACCCCUGUGACCCCACAUUACUCCUCCAAGUUCAUGGACACCAGUCCUUCCAGCUUGGACCCCAAUGCCUCCGUCUACCAGCCGCUCAAGAAGUGAAUGUCCAAUCACAUCGUCCAAUUUGCUCUUAGAUUAGUCUAAGAAGUUCAGUAUGCAAACUAAUGGGAUGGACUAGUAUUUGUGUAUGGUUUACCCCUCCUCUGUUAGUAAGGCUCUUCUUCGUUGUUGAUAAAAUAAGUGGAGAAAAAAUAGAAAAAGGGAUGUCACAUUGACCAGAACUGCCCUCCUUGUUUACGGUUAUUUUUACACCUCAAUUCUUUUCUUGGUAAUGGCACUUCAGCCUGUCGUGGUUCUUUUGUCGUCCUCCAUCUGUUUUGUGAGAUCUUUAUGAAGAUCAUGAUUUUAUUAACACCGCCUCAUCUUUGUGUUAAAUCUGAACCGUUUUAUGUGCCAGUGACUUCUUUUACUUCCCUGGUAUAAACGUACCAUCUUUAGGUUUAUCGAAUGUAAAAAGAAAAGGGAAAAAGUAUUGAAAUGAGACGGAAGUAUUUGUGAUGGAAAAACUAUGUAUUUGUUGCGAUGGAGUGAUUUAAGAAUGCUUUUCAGUUCAAGUAUGACCACAGUAUUUUGCAUCCUUUUUUUUUUAUUAUUUUUUUUUUGAGGGAGGUAAAAAGCAUUUCAUUGCAGAUGUUGGAUCUGAGUUGGAAAUAUUUUAGGUGUCAGUUCCUCCUGUUGCUGUUUCCUAAAAGGUCGAAGACACGGAAAAAAAAAACCUAGGUAUUUAGGGACUGAUCUUCAAAUUGUAUUUGCUGACAAAAAUGCUGCAUAAAUAUUCGGGAAUGUUGUCGUAUUUUGCGGUUAAUGCAAGUCCUUUUUGUUACCGGACAAAAUUGAAAUAGAUUUUAGUUGAAGCCAGUUGAAAAGCUGAAAAUAUGAUGUCUUGUUUGCCAGUUAUGUUACACAGUGCCUUGAAAUAUGUUGUUUUAUAUAAUACAAGCCGUAUUCACCCACCCUUAGAAUCCAUCUGAUUGGUCAGCACCCAACAUGACCUGUUUUUUGGGGGGGGUUGUUGUUUUUUCAGCAUGGCAUUUAAAAUCAUCAGCCCUCUUGUUGCUAAGUGUUUUGUCAGCAGCAAGCCCACUUUCAUCCACUAGUUAUCAAUGUUCUACUGUUUCUGUUAUGUCUCUUAUUUACAUUGACAUGCUCACUGCAUUUUAUAAUACUUCCUGAAUGGUUUGAUUUUGGUAAAAUGUGCCAACUUUUCCUCCCUUCUUCCAUUUAAGGAUGAUGCAAACCAUGCUUUAUUUCAUAGAGAUAUUAUUCAGUGACUGGAACAACACCUUCGAAUCAAUCCAUUAAUGCCCCAUGACUGAGUUCUCCUCCACAUUUCUUCUUCAGUGGUUUAAGGUUUGUGUCAUGAUGGUUUAGUCCUUGUUUUUACAACAAGGCUUUCUUUGUUGAGUUGUCUACCUUGGGAAAGUAUUACUGUGGAUUGCAUAUGGUGUUUUUAUGGUAAACUUUGUUGAGAGUAAAGAACAUGUCUUUGUU